Triticum turgidum subsp. durum (durum wheat) is the source of this 2511-nucleotide messenger RNA. Lineage: Eukaryota; Viridiplantae; Streptophyta; Magnoliopsida; Poales; Poaceae. The record is from the annotation of a GenBank genome assembly.
AUGGAUGGAGCUGUAGCGCCGUUGCCAUCUUGGCUGGAACUGUGGAAUGAGUGGGAGAUCCAAACUGUUGUUGCUGCCAGCUUCAGUCUGCAGGUUAUCCUCUUCUUCUUUGCUCGGAUCCGCCGCUACAAUGUAUCAUCUGUUCUCAGGGUCCUCCUCUGGCUGGUAUAUCUGCUUGCUGAUGUCGUUGCAACAUACGCCCUGGGGCACAUGUCCUCGUCAUUGUCGAAAAAAUCAUCCAGCGAGCACCAGCUGGUGGCGUUCUGGGCGCCGUUUCUCCUGCUGCACCUCGGCGGCCAGGACACCAUCACCGCGUACGCCCUGGAGGACAAUGAACUCUGGCUGCGUCACCUGCUAAACAUGUUUGUGCAGGUUGCUUGUACUGCAUAUGUGCUCUACAAGUACAUCGUUGCGGGUGGGGUGACCUUUGUCCAUACCGCUAUGCUUGUUUUUGCCGCCGGAGUUUUCAAGUAUAGCGAGAGGAUAUGGGCGCUGAAGCUUGCAAGCAAGGGUGGUUCCCCUUACAUAGGAAGGCGAAAGCGACGACUUCAUACUUUUCGCCGGUGGAUUUAUCGUAUUCGUCAUAAGUAUUUCACAAAGAAGCAUGUUGACGUCCGCGCAUAUGAGCCUAGUGACACCCUCACAAAAAAGCCUAGUGACACCAACACCAGGAGCACAUUUGCCCAAGCAAUGAAAAGAGCCCGAAGAGCAAAGAUGGUGCUGUCGAUUCCGCAUCUGAAGAGUCCGUGGGUAGAAAAAACGGUCGAAAUAGAAGAAGGGGAAGAAGGAGACUGCUUCACCAAAAACAAACAAUUUAGAACUGAUGUAUUUAUUGUGAUGACAGCACACGUGUUGCGCCAAGUACUUGUCAAGCCUUUAAUCAUAGACAGGAAUGAGGCGUCCAUAGAUUGGGAUAAUCACCGCAUUGCCCUACUAAAGAAGGGUCUUGCACGAGAACAUCAAUGGGAAAGCGACCAGAGCAAAGAUGCAUUGGCAAAGGAGAAGAGUCAUAUUGGGGAGAUGUUCAAGAAAAUAGAGGUGCAGCUCGCCCUGAUGUACGACAUGAUGUACACCAAGGCAGAAGUGAUCCACACAGGGUAUGGCCACUGCAUCCGUGCCAUUUCACUUGUCUCUUGCUUCGCCACUCUUGUGGUCUUCACAAAAAGCAAGAGAGACUGGUACAGCACACCCGACAUUGUUAUCACUUUUGCUCUUCUGGGCGGAGCUUGUGCACUAGAGAUGGCAUCCAUUUUGAAGGCGAUUGGAUCGACCUGGACAUGUGCCAGCUUGAGACGCGGCAAGUGGAAGUGGCUGGCCAAUGCAGUUCUUUUCGCACGUUACCACAUCCUCGUGGUCAAGGAUGGAAGGUGGUCCAAUUCCGUCGGGCAAUUUGACUUCAUAUCCUUCUGUGUUCACAGCAGAAAGAUGGACCUCAAGGUUAGAAUGGCCCGCUUGAUUGGUCUCCGGGACUUGUGGCACAAAGUUCGCUGCACCAAACAUGCCAAGCUUUCUCCUGCCGUGAAGGAGUUUGUAUGGGGCUUGCUCCGAGGUGACAAGAGUCAUAUGGUACGAAUUGAAGAAGUGGACAUCCGGAGUGGGAACUGGGCUCGCAGGUUCAGCGGCGUCGCCCAGAUCAAACAGCUUGAUUGGAGCCUGAGUUAUGGAUUUCACAAGAGUGUGCUUAUUUGGCAUAUAGCAACAAGCACCUUCCUCAAUAACCCUGCCGUCAAAUCGAAGCUGGUCGACAAGGACAUGGCUGAAGCAGUGAAUACUCUCUCUGAUUACAUGAUGUACCUCCUCAUCGAGCACCGUGACAUUCUGCCCAUCAAAGCAGCUGCUAAGGACAUGUUCGAGGAAACCGGCCUCUGUUACGGUUUGCAUAUGGAAGGCUUGAGCAGACCUGUUUAUUCUUUUGAAAAGGAGGAAGGCUUGAACAGACCUAUUUUUUCUUUUGAAGAGGAUUACCCCCGGCCUCUACAUCAGAGCGAUGCAUGCCGCCAUCCAGAACCUAAUGUGGUUGAUUCUCACCAGGUAAUUCUGGACUACAAUAAAGGGAGCAGGCAUCUUAAGGACGAACCAGAUGGUGUCCUCGCGGAACGUCUUAAGUAUAUAGAAGAACUAUAUGGUGACUUGACGCAUCCCAGUUGGGAUGAUCACCGGGGGGACGCUGUGCUGGUGAAAGCAUGCACCCUUGCUCAUGCAAUGCUCAACAUGGAGCUGGAGUUGGGUCUCGCACACAUGAUGCCGAUAAUUGGAACAGUGUGGGUGGAGAUGUUGUGCCACGCAGCAACCAAUGCAUCCGGGGGAUUCCACGCCAGGCAGUUGAGCAAUGGUGGCGAGUUUCUUACCCACAUCCUGCUCCUCACUAAAUAUUCCUAUGCUAUAAACAAGAAACCAGCAAAGCCGUACAUAAAACCUGAUGAAGCUGUGGAAGCUAGUGCUUCUGGGAACGUCGUAAUAAAUGUGGAUGAUGGCUGCAACGAUGAGAUCACCGAAAUCCACCCAAUAUAG